Molecule: messenger RNA, 210 nt
Organism: Penicillium oxalicum
Lineage: Eukaryota; Fungi; Ascomycota; Eurotiomycetes; Eurotiales; Aspergillaceae
Exons: 2
Coding region: 1-210 (69 amino acids)
Source: RefSeq, a predicted model, not a curated record
AUGUCCAUGAAUCGCAUCACUUGGAUGCUACUAGCAGGAGUAUGCAUGGACGAGUGGCGGAAUCCUCGGGCUGAAUCGAAUCUGGAGCGGCAACCCCCAGAAACACCUCAGGCCAACCGGACUGGAUCAAACUUUGAUCCGUCAUUCUGGCCAACCAGCCACGGUUCCUCUCGCAACGUGGGCUACUCUCGAGGACUCGAGGCUGCGUAG